GUAUAAACAGAAUCAGCUGUUUAAGCAAGGAAUGUUUUUAUGUAAGUGAAAUGGCUACGAAAUCGGAUAAUGCUGACUCAAAACCAAAUAAUUCAAAGGACCCAAUAGUUGACACGUGGGCAAUUCGCCCCUGUCAUUUGUACAAAGAGGAAUAUGACGACUGCACGAGUUUCAAAGCACGCUUCCACCAGUAUUUCAUAUUUGGUAAGGAUACAGACUGCUCACAGUGGCUUACUGACUAUCAAAAUUGCGAGAGAUAUCAUCAGUCCAACGGCAAUGAUGUGGAUGCCGGUACAGCAGUAGUCAAAAGCGAGGAGGAGCGUCGCCGGGUCAGACUGCGCGCUCAUUUUGCCAACGAUACCUGGCAGAAACGAAAGGAGCCACCCCACGAUUGGGCUUCUCCUCUGCCUGACUGGAUGGAGAAGCGCAACGAGAACACCUAUCUGGAGCUGAAACAGAAGGAGCUCUCUGGCCAAUCUGCUUCUCAGGGGGAGGAGCGCUCACUGUGUACGAUCAUGUGAAAAUAAAAGAAUAGUUAAGAAAACUAGGA
Drosophila eugracilis is the source of this 550-nucleotide messenger RNA. RefSeq names its product UPF0545 protein C22orf39 homolog. Lineage: Eukaryota; Metazoa; Arthropoda; Insecta; Diptera; Drosophilidae. The record is from RefSeq and is a predicted model, not a curated record. The coding region runs from base 51 to 521 and encodes 156 amino acids. The transcript is spliced from 2 exons.